Symbiodinium necroappetens is the source of this 2832-nucleotide messenger RNA. The record is from the annotation of a GenBank genome assembly. Lineage: Eukaryota; Dinophyceae; Suessiales; Symbiodiniaceae.
AUGCGGCUGGUGCCGACGAUCCCCCUCAUGUCCGAUUGGACGAAGGUCGGGCCGGCUAUCGACUGGUUCCUUUCUGCCGAUUUUGCUGGCACGUUGUCUCGACUAGUGAAAGAUGCAAGACUCCUGGAUCGCGCUCCCAAGCCGGCAGCAGACGCCGAAGAUGAACUUCACGAGAAGAUCGACUGGGCUCGCUUGGCAGGACGCCGGCUAGUGCGUACGCAGAAGAUGUUGGAGUCUGCAGAAGAGCGCCUGCGUCGGGCAAUCCUGGCCGUCUCGAUCGAGCCAUUGAGACAUGUGCACAGCACUUUUUUGAAAUUCGCUCACGCUGCAGCGGACUCGGAAUCUUGGCCGGUUUUGCUCAACGAAGUCUGGACGCCGACCAGCAAGAUCUGUUCCGUGUUGCAGUACCUGUCAACACUGUUGGCUGGCCAGGGCUCAAGGUUGGCGUUGGUGUCGCAGGAAUCAGGUGAGAUCAGCUUGCAGGGCUGGAUCAGAUCAAGGCCCCAAGAGGCCAAGGCAGCCCGCCAGCAGUUCUUGUUGGUUGCAGUGGGUCUCCAUCGACGCUAUGAAGCAAACAUUCUGCGGUAUCCUUUCAAGUUGUUUGGAGUCGCCGAUGCACGACGAACUGCAGAGCACACCUCCCUGUGCAAGGACUUCUUCAAGACUUCUCCGUGCUGCCUACCGCCUGGGCUGGCAAGGGAGCUGCGACAGCAAGAGACAGAAAAGUCAUUUAUCGACGAGCUUCCAGUUUGGCGCUGGCUGUUCUUGUUGUCCAGCCUCAUCAUCAAGCUCACGAUCGCGGGGGUGGAACGACGUCAUGCAGUACACAAGCGGUCCGCGAACCCCACAAUGCCAUUUUAUUUAUUCUCUGCUGAUUCCAUCCUGGCUGAGGCAAGACACCAAAUGAUGGCCCUGGAUCGCCUGGUAUCGGAACGCAAAGCCCGGGCGGAGGCAGCUGCAAGGUCGUCAAUGUCCCUCAACUCUGAACUACCUGUGGCUAAGGCCGGCAGGAAGCGUGCAAGAUCGGCGCCAGCCUCAACUGGGGUCAGUCGUGGUCCUGGUGUUCUUGACAGCCAACCCAAGAGAGCCAAAACUCAGAGUCCUUUCGAGCUCUUUCGUAAGAUUUGGCUACGAAAUCAAGGAGAGAUCCAUUCAGGACCGUUCAACCCUGCCAGCAAAGAGGCUUGGGCAGCUUGCAAAUCUGCCUUUGAGGCGUUGCCCUUGCAUCAGCUUGAAAACCUCAAGCGACAGUCUGAAGCUACACGCGUGGCAGCACACUCCUCCCGUGUGGCAUCGAAGAAGCGAGUGGAUGCCCCGGCAGUCGAAGGAGCGAGCUCUGUUACAAACAGAGACGGAGAAGCACCCGAAAGCAAUCCCAAUGCAGUGCUGCAAGAUACAAAAGCAGCCACAGCGGUCCAGCGUCAGCAGGCCACGCAACGGCCGCCUUUGCCGAACAGCAUUGCUUGCCAAAGCUUGAACUCCGCAUUCCUUGAGCAGGCUACCCGCAAACCUCAGGAAGCCUUGGAUCAAAGCCGCUAUCCAAUUCCAGCAGCAGCCGUCAAAGAGCGAAUGUCGCAGAAAGGUUACUCAAAGAACAGAGAUGCCGAGAACUUUCGUCUUCUCGCGCAGCAACUUGCAUCAGGGCCAGGGGUACCUGACAGUGUUGUCUAUCCUAUGCACUGCGGAAAGCUUUGUCGCAACAGCGGAGUCCACACGGAUCGCGUGAUUGACUUUCAUGGAAGAGUCGUAUCUGCUUUGCAGUCUGUUGUUAAGGACAUAUGUGGGGGUGCGAAAGAGGUCCCCAACGCAGGGAUCUUGUUUGCAGCUGAGCAAUUCCUCGACCCUGCAUCUCCCAGUCCUGAUGCUGUCACGCUGGUAUGCUUGACGGAGGAUGCCUUUGCUGCUGCCAUGUGUUAUGUCGACCUGCGCCCCGUGGAGAUGUUGCGUGUGACACUCCUGGAUUGGGAGUUUGAAGCAUCCUUUGCACGCUUGGACACAUACCGAAUUGUCAAGACUGGGACACAGAUAAGUGUCGAAGCUGCACCAGAGGCACCAGCAGAUGAUGUUGUGCAGCCAGCUCCGGCCGCGGCAGCUGCCGUGGGUGAGGCUGUGUUCGUGGACUUGCUGGCCGAUAUGGAGGCCAAUCGUCGGCACCAAGGAUCUCAGCACUCUCGGAAAAAACGGCAGCGGGUGGUGCAGGCUGUCUUGCACGACGAGUUCGAUCCUCUUGCCUUGGCCGUCGCUGACUUCUAUUCCGCAGAAGACGGGGACGCACAUCCUCGCCAGGAAGAGCUCGAGGAUUUGGAGGACGAGGCCAAUCUUCCCAAUGUGGCGGUUGAAGCAGACAUCGCCCCAGCCGCUGCUGAACCUGACGGAGAGAACAUGGCGGCGGAAGAGGACCGGCCACUUCGGCAAGAGGAUGUGCAACUUGAGGCCCACCCUGAGGCCCAAGCUGAGGCUCCAGAAUGUCAGCCGCAGUACGACGCCAGCCGUGAUGACUUGCCGAUUUUCGACGCAGGGUGCUCUCAUUUCAAGAAGCGAAGUGACGAGACAGACGUCGGGCGAUUGCACUGGAUGCGUGACACCAUCAUAAAAGCCACCUGUAAACAACACAGGAACUGCGCCUGCAUGGUGGAAAUGCCACCAGAAAGGUCAGCGCGAAUGCACGCGGUCAUGGCACGCCUUGGCCGUAGGCCCCUCCUGGAAGACAUUGAAGGUGACCUAAUUGCAUGGCUGGCCCUUGUGUCCACGGUCACUCGGGAACAGCACCAGACGGCCGCCCGGAACUUGAAAGUGCAGAGGUGGAACGUCAAGGUGAGGCAGCAGAGGUAG